Messenger RNA from Gracilinanus agilis (Agile Gracile Mouse Opossum), 960 nucleotides. RefSeq names its product olfactory receptor 2G3-like. Bases 1 to 960 code for a protein of 319 amino acids. Gene Ontology annotation, biological process: G protein-coupled receptor signaling pathway. Lineage: Eukaryota; Metazoa; Chordata; Mammalia; Didelphimorphia; Didelphidae. Gene Ontology annotation, cellular component: membrane. The record is from RefSeq and is a predicted model, not a curated record. Gene Ontology annotation, molecular function: olfactory receptor activity; G protein-coupled receptor activity. The transcript has a single exon.
AUGGGCCACGGGAACGUGUCGGCCCUCGCUGAAUUCUUCCUCCUGGGCCUCUCCACUCGCCCGGCCCUGCAGCCCCUGCUCUUUGCUGCCGUGCUGGCCUCCUACCUGGCCACCGUCCUGGGCAACGUCCUCCUGGUGUCCCUGAUCCUCUUGGACGGCCGGCUGCACCGGCCCAUGUAUCGCCUGCUGGCCCACCUGGCUCUGCUGGAUGUGUCCUACGUGAGCACCACCGUGCCCCAGGCCUUGGCACACAUGCUGGUCCCGAGGCCGGCCCUCCCCUUUGGCCGCUGCGGGGCUCAGCUCUAUGUGGCCCUGUCUCUGGGCAGCACCGAGGCCAUCCUCCUGGCCUCCAUGGCUGUUGACCGCUGCCUGGCCGUCUGCCGGCCCCUUCGCUACGCCGCCAUCAUGACGCCGGGUCUGUGUGGGGGUCUGGCGGGUGGCGCCUGGGCCCUGGGCUUCCUGCUCUCUGUGCCCAACGCUGCUGCCGCUCUGCGCCUUCCUUACUGUGCCGGGCGCCCACCCAUCGACCAUUUCUUCUGUGAACUGCCGGCAGUUCUGAGGGUGGCCUGUGCCGACACAGCCCCCAACCGGGCCCUGGUCUAUGCCAUGGGUGUCCCCAUCCUUCUGGGGCCCUUCGGCUGCAUUCUGGCUUCCUACGGACUCAUCCUGGCUACAGCCCUGCGCCUGCCCUCUGCCCGGGGCCGCAGCAAGGCCCUCUCCACCUGCGGGGCCCAUCUGGCUGUGGUUGGCCUCUUUUAUGGAACCGUCAUGGCCAUGUACCUGAGGCCCCGGGGGCCCACCCCGGCCGGGCGCCACAAGCUCACUGCGGUCUUCUAUAUCGUGGUCACUCCGCUGCUCAACCCCCUCAUCUACAGUCUGCGGAACAAGGACGUCCACCGUGCCGCGAGGUACGCCGUCGCCCGCCUCAAGGGGAUGAGGGCCCAAGUCACAGACCCCUAG